This is a messenger RNA of Rhincodon typus (whale shark), 966 nucleotides long. RefSeq names its product beta-1,3-galactosyltransferase 5-like. Gene Ontology annotation, molecular function: N-acetyl-beta-D-glucosaminide beta-(1,3)-galactosyltransferase activity. Gene Ontology annotation, cellular component: membrane. NCBI's taxonomy places the organism in Eukaryota, Metazoa, Chordata, Chondrichthyes, Orectolobiformes, Rhincodontidae. The transcript has 2 exons. Bases 1 to 966 code for a protein of 321 amino acids. The record is from RefSeq and is a predicted model, not a curated record.
AUGGUCAUCAUCAUUGUCAGGAAAGGGAUGUUUCCCAGGAAAGUCCGCUUUCUGUGCUACCACCUCGUCCUGGUCCUGAGCCUGUUCCUCCUGUUCUCCCGGUGGCUGUCUUCCCCAUCACAGCACAUUCGCAAGGAGCUGGGAAUCUCCCCGGUGCCCGGUCGUGUCUUCCAGGUGAGGCCGGACUUGGAGUGUGACAGGGAGCCUCCCUUCCUCAUGCUUCUGGUAACGACGAGGCCGCAGGAGGUUUCGGAGCGAGGGGCCAUCCGGGAGACGUGGGGUGCAGAGAGGCGCCUCGGCGCCAGGCGCAUCUGCACAUUCUUCCUGCUCGGACAUGGGGGCGCGUACCAGGGGCAGAUCCAUCGGGAGAGCCAGUCCUACCGGGAUAUUCUCCAGGGAGACUUCACUGACACCUAUUACAAUUUAACGGAGAAGGUGUUACUGGGUCUGGAGUGGGUCCAUCGAUUCUGUCCCUCAGCCCGUUUUGUGAUGAAGACUGACUCGGACAUGUUUGUCAAUGUCUUCUACCUAAGCCAGCUGCUAGGAGGUAAGAACACCACGGGUUUCUUCAGUGGCCAGCUCAUGAGGGACAUUCGGCCCAUCAGGAACAAGGCCAACAAGUGGUACGUCAGCGAGGAAGAGUUUGCUCCCACCCUGUAUCCUCGCUACUGCUCAGGAACGGGCUAUGUCCUCUCUGGAGACCUGGCUGGGAAGAUCUGGGGCAUCUCCAAAUCCAUCCCGCUCCUCAAACUUGAAGACGUUUAUGUGGGCCUCUGCCUGACCAGACUGGCAGUCUCCCCGGUCCCGGUGAGCAGUAGACGGGUCUUUUUCACUCGCCAUGUCCCCUUCUCAGUUUGCCGCUAUCGCUCGCUCGUCACCUCGCACAGGGUGAGUCCGUCUCAGCUGCGUCUCUACUGGAAAUCCCUGGAAGAGGCUGAGGCAUCAGAGUGCCCUUUGACCCCUUAA